UCUCUCCAUUCAAACCCCAGAGACUGAAAGAAUGGGAGAAUUAGGAGAAGAGAUUGUGAACAACAUUAGCCUGAAGGACCUCUCUAAGAAGCUAGAUGAAUUUGCCAAGGCCAGAGAUUGGGAGAAGUACCAUAGUCCCAGAAAUCUACUCCUUGCUAUGGUGGGAGAGGUUGGUGAGCUAUCAGAAAUAUUCCAAUGGAGAGGAGAGGUGGACAAGGGGUUACCAAAUUGGGAGGACUCAGAUAAAGAGCAUCUGGGAGAAGAGCUAUCAGAUGUGCUUCUUUACCUAAUAAGGUUGGCUGACAUAUGUGGCAUUGAUCUUGCUGAUGCUGCCUCCAAAAAGAUUGUAAAGAAUGCUAUCAAAUACCCACCACCCAAAGUCACCAAAGAUCUUCAUUAAGACGCGUAUCUUUGUUUGCCAAUUUUGUUUAAUAAGGUUGAACUUGGAUUUCAAUAAAGUCUUCAGAUGAAUUUAGAGUUAACUCAGUGGUUAGAGCACUCACUACCUAUGUACGAAGUCAUGAGUUCGAGUCACCAUGGGGGCAGGAGUGAAAUCUUUUGAUCCUCUUUGAAAAAAAAAGAAAAAAGAGUUAGCAAGAAGUUUUCAUCUUGUUUUUCUUAUUGAAUGAUAACUAAAGUCAUCUA
This is a messenger RNA of Rosa rugosa (rugosa rose), 645 nucleotides long. RefSeq lists its product as uncharacterized. Gene Ontology annotation, molecular function: nucleoside triphosphate diphosphatase activity. The transcript has 2 exons. The record is from RefSeq and is a predicted model, not a curated record. Bases 32 to 400 code for a protein of 122 amino acids. Gene Ontology annotation, biological process: nucleoside triphosphate catabolic process. NCBI's taxonomy places the organism in Eukaryota, Viridiplantae, Streptophyta, Magnoliopsida, Rosales, Rosaceae.